AUGUGUUUGAUGACCGUAGCGAAUACUCGACCAAUUGAUAUUCACGCAAUAGUAUGCAGUCUUCGGCGAUGCCGUGCUCUAGCCGUACAAAGCUUUGAGCAGUAUCUUUCGCUGUACAAAUUGGUAUUACAAUUUGCUCAACAGAAUGGUUGUAUUUCUACAGAAGAAGUUGAAAACUUCUAUCGUAUCAUGCAAAUGGCGCGACUUUAG
Messenger RNA from Cooperia oncophora, 210 nucleotides. Lineage: Eukaryota; Metazoa; Nematoda; Chromadorea; Rhabditida; Trichostrongylidae. The record is from the annotation of a GenBank genome assembly.